AUGGCCUCCAUAGAUGACGCUUUAGCGAUCGUAGGGCUAAUGUAUGUGUUAAAAGUAAAUAGAAGAAAACGAAAAAACUUGAUAAAUGAAUUGAGAAUUACUCCAAAAGAUUUCAAUAAUUAUUUGAGAAUUAAUGAAGAUACAUAUUUGCAUCUGCUUUCAUUAGUGACACUAUUAAUAAAAAGACAAGACACCAUAUUGAGAAAUGCUAUAACACCUCAUGAAAGAUUAACGGCAACUUUAAGAUUUUUAGCUACAGGGAGAUCUUAUGAAUGUUUAAAAUUUUCUACAAUAAUAUCGCCACAAGCACUUUCCACCAUCAAACCAGAAACCUGUGAAGCAAUUUAUAAGGUUUUACACAAGGACUACUUAAAGUUUCCACAAAGUUGCAGUGAAUGGAAAGCAAUUAGUGCAUUAUUUGAAGAAAGAUGGAACUUUCCACAUCUACUUGGCGCAAUAGAUGGUAAACAUAUUGCUAUUACUCCACCUAAAGGAUGUGGAUCGGAAUUUUACAAUUAUAAAAGACACCACAGCAUGGUACUUAUGGCUAUUGUUGACGCUCAAUAUCAGUUUUUAUUAUGUGAUUUCGGUACAAACGGGCGAGUUCCAGAUGGAGACGUAUUACAAAAUACGAAAUUUUUUGAAAUGCUCCGAAACAACCAAUUGGAAAUUCCAAGCGAAGAAGCAGUAAGAAAUACUCAGAGACGUUUGCCAUACGUUUUUGUUUCUGAUGACGCAUUUCCGUUGAGACCGUUGUGAUGAAACCGUUCAGACAAGCAGAAUUGACUUCAACAGAUAAAAAAAUCUAUAAUCAUCGUGUUUCGCGCGCAUGACGAAUUGUGGAAAAUGCCUUUGGCAUUCUGGCUUUACGUUUCAGAAUCUUCCAUACGGCUAUAAAUUUACAUCCAAAUAAAAUUGAGUCCGUCGUUAUGGCAUGUUGUGCAUUACAUAAUUAUCUAAUAAGAAAACUGCCAAAUUCUUAUACAAAUCCAGAUUGCUUUGAUCGAGAAGACUGUGAUACCGGAACCAUCAUACCAGGAUGUACAACAGAUAUUUCGACUAUGGAACCUUUAGAAAGAAGAAAUGUGGGAAACAUAAGUCGGAAACCCAAAAUGAUAAGAGAAGAUUUUAUGAACUAUUUUAACAAUGAAGGUCAGGU
Messenger RNA from Leptidea sinapis, 1159 nucleotides. RefSeq lists its product as uncharacterized. Bases 1 to 759 code for a protein of 252 amino acids. NCBI's taxonomy places the organism in Eukaryota, Metazoa, Arthropoda, Insecta, Lepidoptera, Pieridae. The transcript has 2 exons. The record is from RefSeq and is a predicted model, not a curated record.